Paracoccidioides lutzii Pb01 is the source of this 1878-nucleotide messenger RNA. RefSeq lists its product as hypothetical. Gene Ontology annotation, cellular component: nucleoplasm; centrosome; cytosol. Bases 1 to 1878 code for a protein of 625 amino acids. The transcript is spliced from 4 exons. The record is from RefSeq and is a predicted model, not a curated record.
AUGAACCAAUAUAGAGCUGCGGUGCGUGCAAGGUGGAAAACGGUCGAUGACACCGUUGGCUAUCAUCUGAACCCUUCUGAAAUACAACCAGAUAUAAGCCUUGGAGAAUUAUGGUCUGAAAUAAGCGCAGACGAAUCUUCUGCCUCCGAUACAGAUGAAAAGAAAUGCGAAGAUUUACUUAUUGUGGAGGCUGCUUUGAGAGUUAUCAUCGACAGGCCCGGCCAGUUACAGAAGAAAGAUCAAGAGGCGGCAAGAUUCUUCAUUUUCUGGGCUGCCAAUGCUAUUCUUCCAAAUGAAGACUUCACCGGUGCAUGGGAGGAGGCUCAGCUUUCAGACACUGCAAAACUGCCAACGCUGGCAAGGUACAAGAUUGCUCGACUGAAGUCAACUGUUGGAGUCUCAGUUCUACAACUUCUCCAUUCGAUUAGUCCUAUCAAUGAACUUGAAAUCGACGAUUCAGUCGAUAUUAUCACGGCCUUGGCUGCUUUCACCUGCAGGAAGGAUCCAUGGACAACAGAGACCGCAUUUAACGCGGCCUCUGUUAUCCUUGAACGUUAUGAGUCACUUUUACGCUCACAGAACAGAGAAGAGCUGGCCCCUAUCCUUGAAGGGGUACUUAGAAAAAAAGUGAAGCCUUUAUUUUCAAAAACGAAAACUCCUGCAGUUACAGCGGCCGGGAGGAAGAAUGUGCAUCCUAUCCCCCAGCCGAGAUUUGAUCCAAGUAUUUUCGAUCCGAAGUCUAAGCCGUGGAAGUUUAAGGACCUCUAUGUUAUCGCGGUGCUCUCUUGGGUGAUUGGGAGGUAUUCGCCCUCAGACAAGGCCACAUUGGAAUCCCAAUUUCCUCUCCUCGUUCCCGCAAUCCUCUCUCUAAUAGACGACGAGACGCUCCCCUUCAAGGCAAAGGGCUGCGAGCUUCUCUUUAAAUUUCUAGCUCCUCUUGAGGAAUCGAAAUCCGACUUACUCAGGCGCACGAACCUGGAUUCAGUGUUUCAAGACGCUCUUACUCCCUGCCUUCUUUCCCUACCCACUCUCACCCCCGAAUCUGAAUCCAUCCACCUGCUCCAAUAUGCGUAUCCAGCAUGCCUUGCGGUAAUUCGCACCCGAUUUCCUUCAUCCCAAUCCCAAUAUUCAUACUCUAAAACAACCCAGACCAGCCUCAAAGAAGACCCCGAAUCCCAACAGCGACUGGAAUCCCUUACCCGCCUCCUCCGACAGAGUAUCCUCCAAUCUUACCACCACACUAGCAACCCCGCCCCCAUAGAAAAUACAUCAAUAUCAUCAUACCCACACCCACGCCUCUCCGCGCUGCUGCUUUCCCAGCUCUCGCUCGUCUCCUCAGAGCUAGGCAUCCACACUACCAAGCAUCUACAGGAUCUCGUUCCCGUGCUCUCAGCUACCUUGUCAAAUCCAUUUGGUACGGCAUAUCCUCCUCUUCUUUUGGCAGCAACGGAAGCAGCUAAAGUGCUAGUGUUGAAUGCUUGGCCAAGGAUUUGGAGAUGGAGAGCUGAACUGCUGGCCGGGCUGUGUGCGUGUUGGUUGCAUGUGUGCGAUGAAUUAGCAGAUAUGGAUAUGGAUGCUGGUGGUGCUGUUGCCAGCAUUACACCCAAGAGAGGUAAUGAUGCUGGUGAUGGAUGGAGAGCGGAUUUGAUUGGGCUACAGGGUGCCCUUAAGGAGGUUGUUGGGGUUUUAAGGAUCACGAUUACAGAAUGUGCAGACCUUGUUUUCGAGAAGGGAGUGGGAGAUCAUGAAGCAAGAGGAGCUGGAGACGAGGGUAGGAAUGGAGGAGCUAUUGAUGUUGACGGUGAGUUCAGGGAGUUGGUUGGAGGAGAUGAGAAAUUGCAUGGAUUAUUGAUUGGGAAUGAGAAUUUUGAUUCCUAG